GGGGAGCUCACAGAGGAGUCUGAAAACCUGGCCUCACUGGAGGGUCUUUAAGCAGGCAGUUGUGUAGGAGUAGAAUGACUGGGAAGACCCAGACCAGCAACGUGACCAACAAGAAUGACCCGCGCUCCCUCAACUCUCGCGUCUUCAUCGGCAACCUCAACACGGCCGUGGUCACCAAGGCCGACAUCGAGGCCAUCUUUGCCAAGUACGGCAAGAUUGUGGGCUGCUCCGUCCACAAGGGCUUCGCCUUCGUCCAGUACGCCAGCGAGAGGAAUGCCCGCGCGGCCGUCAUUGGGGAGAACACGAGGGUCAUCGCUGGGCAGUCGUUAGAUAUCAACAUGGCGGGAGAGCCCAAACCUUACAGGCCCAAGAUUGGCUCCAAGAGGCCUCUUUCUUCUCUCUACAGUGGCUACGAGUUUGACUAUGACUACUACAGGGAUGACUUCUACAGCAGACUCUUUGAGUACCACGGUCGUGUGAUGCCCCCGACGCGGGCCGUGAUCCCAAUCAAACGCUCUCGACUCAUUGUCCCAUCCACACGUAGAGCCAAGUCCUCCUUUCCUGUCAGGACCUGCUCUUCCUCUUCCUCCUCCUCCUCUUCCUCUUCCAGGGCGCUCAAUGCUGGGUCCUCAGUCACUGGCCCUAAAUUGAAGACAAACCAACUCCUAACAAUCAAAAAGGAGCUGUCGCAGAUCAAGACUAGGAUCGAUUCUUUACUAGGAAGGCUGGAGAAAAUAGAGAGACAGCAUCGUUCUGAUGCAGAGAUGCAGAGGAAGCAGGAGGAGGCGUACGGCUGUCUCCAUGGCGAUGCAGCAGACCACUCAGGUGAAGAGGAAGGUGAGGGGACAGCUGAGGUGGAGGCAGGAGAGAUGACGGACGGCGGUGAAGACGACUUCGAUGAUGACGGCAACAAUGACCGGAUCGAGCACCACAUAUCAGACAUAGACAACUGAGGAAGGUUGGAAAAAGGGAAGCCAAGGUAAAGACGAGAAAAUGGAUACCAGCAAACUCUUCUUGAUGAGGGAGGCGCCUUCGCAAUCAGUGGAAAACCUACGAAGGAAAAGACAUUUGACAGGAGAAGAAUGACCAAAAAAGAAGAAAAAGAAAAGAAUAAAAGUUUGCGCUUGUUUGUCUCAUUGAGAACACGACACCCCCCCCCCCAUCUAUG
Lampris incognitus (smalleye Pacific opah) is the source of this 1168-nucleotide messenger RNA. RefSeq names its product RNA-binding Raly-like protein. Lineage: Eukaryota; Metazoa; Chordata; Actinopteri; Lampriformes; Lampridae. The transcript has 9 exons. Gene Ontology annotation, molecular function: RNA binding. Gene Ontology annotation, cellular component: nucleus. Bases 75 to 953 code for a protein of 292 amino acids. The record is from RefSeq and is a predicted model, not a curated record.